Drosophila ananassae is the source of this 3519-nucleotide messenger RNA. Its product is annotated as probable ATP-dependent RNA helicase DHX34. Gene Ontology annotation, molecular function: RNA binding; ATP binding. Bases 1 to 3408 code for a protein of 1135 amino acids. The transcript is spliced from 7 exons. Gene Ontology annotation, cellular component: intracellular anatomical structure. The record is from RefSeq and is a predicted model, not a curated record. Gene Ontology annotation, biological process: nuclear-transcribed mRNA catabolic process, nonsense-mediated decay. Lineage: Eukaryota; Metazoa; Arthropoda; Insecta; Diptera; Drosophilidae.
AUGUCCAGGAAACAGAGGAUCAACUUGGUAAAUUUUAGCUUCCUUGACCAUAAGGCAGAGCUGAGGGCUCUUCUUCGGGCCAAGGGCCGCCGGGAGCCGUACAGUUUGGUGGAAAGCGAGUCUGACUUCUGGCAGUUUCUCGGCAAAUACGAGGCUAUGAUGAGGGCUACGGGGCAGCCGGAACUGGCGCAGCUGCUGAACAAUGACGAACUUGCCUGCCCACAACCUUACCAUCGCGCCAAGCACCUAGCCAUGCAUCUGAACGAAGAGCAGAUGCUCCAAGAAGCGCGUGGCGAGAUAGAAGCGCAGUUCCGGCAGUUGAUUCUGAUUUACCUGGACUUUCGGCAAAAGGAGAAGUUUCAGCGCAUUCGUAAAUUACGACAGGCGCAGCGUUCCCUGCCCAUAGCCCGCUUCCGAGAUGACUUGCGGGAAGCCCUGGACACUAGCCGUGUGGUCAUAGUGGCCGGCGACACGGGCUGCGGAAAGUCCACUCAGGUGCCUCAGUUCCUCUAUGACUUUGGCUAUCGCAGCAUUGCUUGCACACAACCUCGUCGCCUGGCUUGCGUUUCCUUAUCAAAACGAGUGGCCCACGAACUACUAGAUGACUAUGGGAGCCGGGUGGGCUUUCAGAUUCGGUUUGAACGCAGUCGCACUCAGCACACCAGCAUCACCUUUAUCACGGAGGGCUUGUUGCUGCGCCAGUUGGCGGUGGGCGCCAAUCUUGACCAAUACGACGCCCUCAUCUUAGACGAGAUUCAUGAACGCAACCUAUUUGGCGACUUUCUUCUGGGCGUCACCAAGUGCCUGCUGCGAGCACGCCCGAAGCUAAAGCUUAUUCUCAUGUCGGCCACUAUUAAUGUGCAGCUGUUCCACAACUACUUUAAGGAAGAGGGCGCUCGACUGGUUCAAGUUCCCGGGCGUCUCUUUCCCAUUAAGUUGCGCUAUAUUCCCCCACCGGCGUUGGAGCUUAAAGCUGGGCAAUCGGUCAGUACAUCUAAACACCAAAGCGGGCGUAUGGACCCGGCUCCAUUCGUCCAAGUGCUCAGCCUUAUUGACCAGCAGUAUCCCAUCAGUGAACGCGGAGACGUGCUCAUUUUCGUAAGCGGGGUGAACGAGAUCGAGUCCGUGGUAGCGGCCGUUGAGGAAUAUGCCACUAAGCAACAACACUGGAUCGUCCUGCCCCUGCACAGCGGACUGGCUCUCGCUGAGCAGGACAAAGUUUUCGACUACGCGCCCGAAGGCAGUCGCAAAUGCAUCGUCUCCACCAACAUUGCCGAGACCUCACUCACUGUGGACGGCGUGCGGUUCGUGGUGGACUCGGGCAAGGUCAAGGAAAUGAGCUAUGACGCCGCCUGUAAAGGCCAACGCCUGAAGGAGUUCUGGGUAUCCAAGUCGUCUGCUGAGCAACGGAAAGGUCGCGCCGGUCGCACUGGUCCAGGGGUAUGCUUCCGACUCUAUAGCCAAGCCCAGUUCGAUGCCUUUGAGCCAUACCCGGCUCCGGAAAUCCACCGUAUGCCGCUUGACACAAUGUUGCUGCAAAUGAUUUCUAUGGGACUACCCGACGUCCGUGUCUUUCCCUUUAUCGAGGCUCCGAAAUCUGAACAAGUAGAGCAGACAAUUUUGGCUUUAAAACAACACUGCGCUCUCAGCGUGGAGGAGAAGAUCACUCCGCUGGGCAGCUCGCUUGCCAACCUGCCCGUAGAACUCUCCAUUGGCAAAAUGCUACUCAUGGGCUGCGUCUUCCCAGAGGUGGAGCAGCUGCUGACCCUGGCCGCCAUGCUGAGCGUUCAGAACCCGCUGACAACCCGUGCACAGACGGACCACCGCUGCGAGCGGGAACGCCAGCCUUUCGAGUCCGACCAGGGUGACCUCUUCACCAUGCUGCGUUGCUUCCGCGAGUGGCUGCAGCUGAAGUUGCGUCGCGAGGGAACGCGGCAGUGGUGUCACCGUCUGGGCAUCGAGGAGCAACGCUUUUAUGAAGUCACCAAGCUACGGCAUCAGUUUCAGCGCAUCCUUGAGAGCUGCGGCAUGACAGUGGCCAGCGACUCUGGCUCUGGACCGGGCUCGAGCUCCCAGCUUACCAGCGCCGAGCGUUCAACGCGCCACGGAGAACUGAUCCAGCUGAAGGCCCUCAAACGUCGCCAGCGAUUCGAGCAGCCGCGCCAGCGAAAGCUUCUCAAGCACCAGCACCGGGACACUGAGGACCAGGGUCACGACGAGCGGGACGAUGACAUGCGCGACGUCGACUUGCGAAUGCGGCACGACGCUCGUCAACUGACACUGCUAGAACGCUCGGCGCGUCUCGAUCGCCAUCGGGAUGUGGUGCUGCUGAAGCUGCUGAUUGCCAGUGGCUUUUAUCCGCAGCUGGCUGUCGUCGACGAGUUCAACUACUGCAAGGGAGGGGGCCAGCAGUUCUUUCACACGCGGCUAAAGCCAUUCCUGUCCCAGCACCCCAAUUCCCACUUUGCCAAGUACUUCGAUCUCCUGCAGUUGUCUGACAGUGACCUGCUACCCAAGCCGUUCUACUACACCGCCAAACAUCCGCUUAGUUCGCGACAUCAGAUUCUCUGUUACCAAUCGCUCCUGGAGACUGCGAAACCAUAUCUGAUGAACUGUAUCAGGCUGCCCUGCGCCCAAACGCUCUUGCUGUUCGGCUUCGCCAUCGACACGAAUGCGGGCCUCACGCAGAUCGUCUGCGAUGGCUGGCUGGGAAUCGAUCUCCCUGCACCCGGCAGCGGAAUGCAGCUGCUUAGUCGCGGCAUUGAGCUCCGCCGCCGAUGGAGCGGUCAACUGUACGCGAAGCUUAAUGAACUCAGUGAUAAGCAAGAUGCGCCUUCCUCCGCAAGGAGCGUGAGUAGUGAUCUGUGGCAUGAUCUGCUGGACUUUAUGGCCUUAGAUGUCGCGUACGCAGUCCGACGCCUUCUGCCCGCCGAUCUUAAGCGUCUUUACACGCACCAAGCUCCGCCUGAGAGGAUCCGGGACCUUAAGGAGAACCCCUUUGCGCCUGGAUAUGCGAUGAGUGCUAACGAGGAAAAAGGUGGCAUCAAUGUCUCGGAGCACGUAGUGUACGCGUGCUUGGCGGAACAGCAAUGGACGAUGAAAAUGGACGCGGCUCUGAAGGAACAGCCUUGGGAGUGCGCGCACUGCGAUUUUACUAUGGAAGAGUUCGACGUGUUGGAGCAGUUGAUACACCGUUCUCAGUGCCGAGGUGGUCGAAAAAAAAGUAAAGUUUCUUCCAAUACGAGGUCCGAUAAAGAGCUGGACCCCGAACGCAGCGGGUCAGCAUCCCAGUCCUCUGGAAACUACUUCUGCGAGACAUGCAAGCGCCAGCUGCAACUCUCGCGGAUUGAAAUCCUGCGACAUCGAAGACAAUGCCUAAAAGUUGAGGGAAACGAUGCUCCGAAAUAGUUUAAUUUAAAGCUAAAGUAAAUGUUUAUAUGUGCGCUUUAACAUUCAAUUUUCUCUUUAAAGAAUAUAAUGAUUCGACCUGUUUUUUGUACAGGGAUUCUAUAAAAAUAA